AUGAGCUCAUUAAACUACUCAUCCCCUGCUAAAGAAGUGGAUGUCUGCUGUCCGGAGAAAGACGCUCUGGCGCUGAACAUUGUCGUGAAAGACGAAGAGGAGGAUAUUACAGUGAAAGGAGAGAAAGAUGCUCUGGCGCUGAACAUUGUCGUGAAAGACGAAGAGGAGGAUAUUACAGUGAAAGGAGAGAAAGAACCUUUCAGAAUGAAAAAGGAGGAAGAGGAGGCUGUUAUAGGGAAAGAAGAGAAAACAUCCUCUUCCUCUCUAAAAGGUUCUAUCUCAGUGAAGGAGGAAGACGUUUUGGGAGUGAAAGAGGAGGAGACAGAAUAUCAGAUUAACACCAGAGAGAGACAUGACUAUCGUGGAUCCAUUGGGGGGCCUCAACAACAUCCUGAUGCUGACGAGACAGAGAAGAGUCUCUCCAGAUCAGAACACCAGAUGGACAACGCUAGCCCUUCCGCCCUCCAGGAGUCCCCGUGUCGUGCCUCUCCCGGUAGCACCUUACUGCUGGGUAUGAAGAGGUUGUCUGUGCUGCGGGUGGACUGCAGGAAAACAACAGGGCUGAGUGGAACUGUGAGAGGAGGAGAAGAGAAGAAAGGAUCAGAUUUGACUCAUCAAAGAGAGAGACAUGACUAUGGUGGAUCCUCUGGGGAGCUUCAACAACAUCCUGAUGCUGACGAGGCAGAGAAGAGUCUCUCCAGAUCAGAACACCAGAUGGACAACGCUAGCCCUUCCUCCCUCCCGGAGUCCCUGUAUCGUGCCUCUCCUGGUAGCACCUUACUGCUGGGUAUGAAGAGGUUGUCUGUGCUGCUGGUGGACUGCAGGAAAACAACGGGGCUGAGUGGAACUGUGAGAGGAGGAGAAGAGAAGAAAGGAUCAGAUUUGACACAUCAAAGAGAAAGACCAGACUCAGAGGAACCAGAGCCAGGGACGUCCAAACCAGCAAGACGACACCAGUGUUCCCAGUGUGGACAGUGUUUCAACCAGAAAGCACAACUGAAACAACAUGAGAGAAUACACACAGGAGAGAAGCCUUACCACUGCUCCCAAUGUGGAAAGUGUUUCGGCCGUUCGGGGGCGCUGAAACAACACGAGAAAAUACACACAGGAGAGAAGCCUUACCACUGCUCCCAAUGUGGAAAGUGUUUCAAGCAGAGAGGAAACCUGAAAAAACAUGAGAGAAUACACACAGGAGAGAAGCCUUACCACUGCUCCCAGUGUGGAAAGUGUUUCACCCAGUUGGGGAGGCUGAAAGAACAUGAGAGAAUACACACAGGAGAGAAGCCGUACCACUGCUCCCAAUGUGGAAAGUGUUUCACCCGGUCGAGGAUGCUGAAAGAACACUGAGAGAAUACACACAGGAGAGAAUCCUUACCACUGCUCCCAAUGUGGAAAGUGUUUCAACCAGAGAGGACACCUGAAAAAACAUGAGAGAAUACACACCGGAGAGAAGCCUUACCACUGCUCCCAAUGUGGAAAGUGUUUCGCCCGGUCAGGGAUGCUGAAACAACAUGAGAGAAUACACACAGGAGAGAAGCCUUACCACUGCUCCCAAUGUGGAAAGUGUUUCAACCAGAGAGGAAACCUGAAACAACAUGAGAGAAUACACACAGGAGAGAAGCCUUACCACUCCUCCCAGGGUGCAAACCAUUUGCCCAUUUAGGAAGCCUGAAAGAACACAUUAGACUGCACACAGAGGAGAAGGCUUAGAAAAAGCUCAGACUGUGGGAAAACAUAUUACUCAUAAGUCACUUAAACGUCAUUAGAGAAUCCACACAGGAGAGAGAAAUUACUUCUCUUAGCGUGUAUGUUGAUAUUUCACAUCACAUUGACUUAAAAUUCAUCAGAGAACAUACACAGUGCUCCCGUUGUCUUAUAUUGUUGACUGACAAUGUGUUUUACUGUCUUUACCAUAUGAAAUUAAAUGGUACAGGGUAUACUCAAACAUAUAUUUGUUUGUUUUUAUUAGAAAACAUGAAUUGAAUAUAAAGAAGAUCAGGUUCCUUCUUUUAAACUGUCCUUUUUUAAACUCUUUGUGUGUGUUUAUCUGGGUGUGUCAUUCCUCCAACACUACAGAUAAUCAAGUGAUAUUUGGAUGUGAUGUAUUUGUUCCAUUGUUGACAUUUGCAUUGUUGGCCCACUGAUGAUUUAAUUAAAUGAAAAUGUUCAGACUCUGUAAUGGAAAAUGUUAAUUGUUUGUGUGUCCACAUAACUGAGUAUGUGACUAACCUUAUGAAACUGUCCUAUUAUAAGCUCCUGUUCUUGGGAGUAUCAUCCUGUGUUGCAAACCAAUUUGCACCUGUGUCCUUGUAUGAAUAAAGUCCCGCCCUGGAACAGGAAACUAUAAGGAUAUGUGCUCAUCACUCAAUGCUUCAGGAAUUCAGACUGUCUACACUGCACUAUGUAACUCUGUUAUUCUCUCUGAGCUCAGAAAUAAAGAAUCUUGGUUUGA
This is a messenger RNA of Oncorhynchus nerka (sockeye salmon), 2452 nucleotides long. RefSeq names its product zinc finger protein 572-like. Gene Ontology annotation, molecular function: DNA-binding transcription factor activity, RNA polymerase II-specific; RNA polymerase II cis-regulatory region sequence-specific DNA binding. Lineage: Eukaryota; Metazoa; Chordata; Actinopteri; Salmoniformes; Salmonidae. Bases 1 to 1347 code for a protein of 448 amino acids. Gene Ontology annotation, biological process: regulation of transcription by RNA polymerase II. The record is from RefSeq and is a predicted model, not a curated record. The transcript is spliced from 6 exons.